Molecule: messenger RNA, 4853 nt
Organism: Teleopsis dalmanni
Lineage: Eukaryota; Metazoa; Arthropoda; Insecta; Diptera; Diopsidae
Gene: Gli
Product: cholinesterase
Exons: 8
Coding region: 750-3827 (1025 amino acids)
Cellular component (GO): tricellular tight junction; septate junction; cell surface
Source: RefSeq, a predicted model, not a curated record
ACACACGGAGUGGUGUGCACUGCUAGCGCAUUCUUACAUACUCGUAAGUUGGGCUGUUAACAUUUCGAAAAUUGACGUUCACAGCGCAGCGCUGUUGGCUUUAUUUUGCUUAUAGCAAUUUUUGUUUUGAUGUGCUUGGUUGUUGGUGAGUGGCUGACGGAUUUGUGCGUUCGGUCGUUUCGUCUUGCCAAUGUGUAAUAAUCAAAAAGAGAAUUGUUAAGUGAGUCAGUCAGUUAGUUUAAAAGUAAGCGUUGUCGUUGUUAGUACGACAUUUUCUUGUUUGUAAAUCAUAAAGACCUAAUUUUAUGCCAUAUUUCACUUGCUUUCGGUUUUUAAAUCACUUCGACAGCAAUUAGAGCAUAGCAAAGCAUUAAACAAAAAUAAUAAAAAAAAAAUAUAUAAAUAAAAAAAAUCGCAUACAUUAAAAAUUUGUUUAAGCCACGCAUUUAUUUAAUUCGAAAUAGAAAAGUGAAGUGCGAAGUGCGAAGUGUAACAACGAAACAAAAACAAAAAAAAAACGAAAAUAAUUAAGCAAAACCACCCACUGCAGUCGCGUUGCAGUAAACACAGCCCAGCGUUAACAACAACAAAAAGACUCAACUUUUACUGCCAGAUUAAACACUUUACACAAACAAUACAAGGAAAGCGAGCCGAAAAAGAUGAAUUCAUAACAGCGAAAAGCAAAUGUUCAAAUUUUACACCAAAGUACAAAUAAAUAAAGUUAAGCUCACACAAAAAUAUCGGUCACGAUGCCCAUAAAUCUAGUAAAUACUCCCCGUGCACCGGCACAAAGUUCAGCGAAUGAAAUAAAAAAGUUUAAAUAUCGUGACAAAUUGAAACUGAAGCUCAUCACUGCCGUAGUUCUAAGUUGUUUGGCGUUGAGCGACUUCAUACCUCAGAUUGGUGUUCACGGGCAAACUCGUGAUCCUCGAUUUUACUCUAGAGUCGGUGUCAAUGAUUAUCAAUGGCCAAAUCCUGGUGAUCCAGAUUACAGAACAUACACACAUAAUGACCGUCGUUAUGGUUACUAUCAACCAAAUGGUUAUGGUGCAAACUAUCCGGGUAGAAACUCACCAGGUCAAUAUCCGCAGGGUAUGCCAAAUGAGGAACGUUUUCGAUUUGAUCCAAAUAAUCCAAAUUCUAACACACCCCUUCCGGGCAUAUUAGCUGGGUGGCGUGAGGACUUACAAGGCAAACAGCGACGCGAUUCAAUGACACUGGAGCGAGAUGUCUUUGUUACUACAAAUUAUGGUCAAGUACAAGGCUUUAAGGUUUAUAUGUACGAUAAUCCCGAUCCGAAAUCAUUUUAUCGACCUUAUCAUUCAACCGUGGAUCGCCUUAUGGGCGAAUGUUCUGUUUUUCUGGGUAUACCUUAUGCCUUACCACCUACAUUUGAAGGUAGAUUUAAACCACCUCGUUUGCAUCGAGGUUGGCAAAUGCUACAGGCUGUUGAUUUUGGACCUGCUUGUCCACAACCGGUGCGAUAUACUGGUGCCACAAAAGGCAUUAUCGAUAUGGAUGAAGAUUGCUUAUAUUUAAAUAUAUUUUCUCCAAAGACAGGUGCUGGUAUCGCACAAAAAUAUCCAGUUAUGGUUUACAUACAUGGUGGUGAAUUCAUACGCGGUGCCUCCAAUCUCUUUCAAGGACAUAUUUUAGCUUCGUACUAUGAAGUUGUAGUGGUAACACUAAAUUAUCGUUUGGGUGCUCUCGGCUUUUUGUCAACAGCUGAUGAAAAUUCGCCUGGUAAUUAUGGUAUAUUAGAUCAAGCGAUGGCCUUAAAAUGGGUACACGAUAAUAUUGAGUUUUUUAAUGGUGAUCGUGACUCAAUUACAUUAUUUGGUCCUGGUGCUGGAGCAGCUUCAGCAGGAUUACUAAUGGUUGCACCACAAACACGUAAUAUUGUUCGACGAGUUAUAGCACAAUCUGGUUCUAGCUUAGCUGAUUGGGCACUAAUACAAGAUAAGUAUAGAGCACAAAAUACUAGUCGUGUUCUAGGUCAACUAUUGGGUUGCUCCAUUGAAUCUUCAUGGAAGCUUAUAAACUGCUUGCGUACUGGUCGAAGUUUCUACGAGCUUGGUAAUGCGGAAUUUCCACCUCAAGUUGGCACUUUUCCCUGGGGUCCAGUAUUAGAUUAUAAUUUCACAGUACCAGGUGAUGAUUGGUAUGAAGGUUGGCGUGAAAAAGAUUGGCACUUUUUAUCUGAAAUGCCCUUAAGUCUUAUACGUCAAGGUAAAUUUAAUCGUGGCUUGCAGUAUAUGACAGGCGUCACAACUCAAGAGGCAGCCUUCUUUAUAUCACAAAACGAAACUUUAGCACCGUACUAUGAAAUUGAUAACAAGUUUUUUGAUCAGAAAAUACGAGAACAUGUAUUUCGCUAUAACUACACGCUAAAUCCAAAUGGUGUAUACGAAGCCAUUAAAUAUAUGUAUACUUAUUGGCCUGAUCCGAAUAAUAGUUCAAUUAUACGCGAUCAAUAUAUAAACAUGCUUUCCGAUUUAUAUUAUCGUGCACCCGUUGACCAAAUAGUUAAAGUUCUGUUAGAGCAAAAAGUUCCAGUAUAUUAUUAUGUUAUGAAUACAACUGUUGAAGCGCUUAAGUUGCCUCAGUGGCGCAAGUACCCACACGACAUUGAACACUAUUUUCUGACUGGAGCACCUUUCAUGGAUAUUGAAUUCUUUCCGAAAAAAGAUCAUUUACAACGCAACAUGUGGACCGACAAUGAUCGUAAUAUGAGCCACUUUUUCUUGCAAACUUUUUCUAAUUUCGCGCGUUAUGGAAAUCCCACCCCACAACAAGUUUUGGGCAUGCAUUAUGAGCGAGCUUAUCAAGGCGAAUUGCGUUAUCUUAAUAUAAAUACCACAUUUAAUUCAUCCAUUUUGUUCAAUUAUCGACAAACCGAGUGCGCUUUUUGGACGCAAUAUUUGCCAACUGUUGUAGGUGUACUAGUGCCCACCUAUCCACCAACGACAGAAUAUUGGUGGGAGCCAAAGGAACCGUUGCAAAUUGCAUUUUGGAGCAUGUCAGUCGCGUGCUUCUUUCUAAUUGUCUUAGUCUUCAUAUGCUGUAUAAUGUGGCGUAAUGCGAAGAGACAAACAGAUCGUUUCUAUGAUGAAGAUGUUUUUAUAAAUCCUGAUGGCACUGAACUUGAACAUGAUAUACACCAAACUGGUGUUGAUAACUCGCACAUGGUAACAAAUCACCAUGCAUUACGCACACGUGAUAAUAUAUAUGAAUACCGGGAUUCACCAUCCACUAAAACACUUGCUUCAAAAGCACAAACCGAUACAACGUCAAUACGUUCACCAAGUUCCUUGGCCAUGACACAAAAAUCUGGCAGUCAAUCAUCACUUAAAUCAGCCAUAUCUCUUAAAGAAUCAACCGCUGGUGGUGGCGGCGGUACCUUGUCCUCUUAUACAUCUGCUGCCACACGAUCAGUACGUAACGACGCUGAACGAGAUGGUGUCAGUUCACGCGGUGUGACAAAUGGCACCGCAAUGACGGUACAACCGAAAACAGUAGAAGAAAAACGUUUAUUACAGCGCGAACCUGUUACUUUGCCACAACAGACAAGCGGACCCACCGUUGAACAACCAUUGUACAAAUCGAAAGGAGCAUCAACAGCUCCUUCAGUAGUUGGCAGCAGUCGUAGCACUACGCCAGUACCCAGUGCGCGUACUACAACAGCAACACUUUCCACUGCACCUUACGUGCAAAAGGCUAGUGUUCCUCCUGUAGCGCAACCACAACCACGAACGAUCAUUCCACAGAGCCAGCAAACGGCUGCACGUACUCAGGUAAUUGAAGGUGUGCCGCAAACAUCAGUAUAAGUUACAGCUCUUUAAAUGCAUAACAUUCCAAAUUUGAUUAUUUUUUAUGUGAAAGCUAUGAAGCAUAAAAAAUACAGGGUAUUCACUUCAAUUAUUUCUAGGGUAAAUUAACAAUUUACCUGAGAUAUAUUCAAAAUUACUUAUUAUUUAUAUUACAGCGCAACCUCUUCACUGCCCUUUUUACAUGGAAAAUAAUAUUACUCAUAUAGUUUACAUCGGUAGGAUAGGACCGUAAUGCAACGGUUCGAUAGGGGGUCUUCGUGGAAUCUUUUAUAGACUCAAGUUCAAACCUCGAAACAUUCAAAAGGGUGUUCAUAUAUCUAUAGUGCUCAGUGGUUGUACUUAAUCAACAAUCAUAGUUCUUAUUAUUGUUAUGUGGUAAUCGGAUAUUGUUAUGUAUGGUGCAGGAAUUACAAAUAUGUUCACGUGUGUUAAGCACGGAGCUGGCUAUCAUUUUUGUGUGUCAUUCAAGAGAAAAAAUCCAAGAAUAAACACAUUUAAAAAUGAUAGUCUGAAUCUUUAAAUGACACGCAACCAACAUUUUGGUGAGCACAUCGUUUAGCUUUUUACCAAUUUGUUGUAAAUGAUAAUCUGUCACCCAAUAACAUGCAUUCGUCAAUCAAGAGCAUAUUUUUGCGUAGUUACACUAACACACUUACAGUGUACGCAAACACCCUUAUUCUUCAAAAAUUUUGCUUGAAUAACAACUCUUGAAUAUGAGCAUGUUCAAGUUCGGUUACUAGAAUAAAUUUGAGUAAGACAGCACGCAACUUGAAGAACAUUUAAAAAUGAUAAUCUACACCGCGCUUUAGGAUAUGGUUAGGUGAAGGAAGUCUGAUAGGAGAAGGAGAUUGUUUGGGAAACGAGAUUGGAUUGAGGAAACGUUUCCAGAAGGGACAAUGUCAACAUUUUUAGUGUACAUUUUUGGUGAAUACUCUUUAUAUCUGGAUCGUUAUGCAUUUAAAGAGUUAACGAACAAAUGCAAAUCAAAUACAAAAAGAGCUUAUAUAUUAUAACAAAAAAUGA